AUUCUCCAUGUUGGACCCAAACUGAGGAGCCCGGAGCUGCCGCCGGGGGAACGGGGCUAGGGGCACCCGGGGGAGCCGCUGCCCCGGCCGCCCACCCUCCGUACAGGCCGCCUCCCUUCCCGGCCCAGGGAGGGAACGAAAGGGGGGAUGUGAACAGCUGCGAGAGUCGGAGUCUUGGGAGCCGGAGCCGGCCCCCGCCCAGGCCCCCCAGCCCAGCUCAGCGUGCGCGCCCGCCCGUCCUCCCGCCCAGCCAGCCCGGGCCCGCGGGAUUGUUAGAUGGAACACGGCUCCAUCAUCACCCAGGCGCGGAGGGAAGACGCCCUGGUGCUCACCAAGCAAGGCCUGGUCUCAAAGUCCUCUCCCAAGAAGCCUCGUGGGCGUAACAUCUUCAAGGCCCUUUUCUGCUGUUUUCGUGCCCAGCAUGUUGGCCAGUCAAGCUCCUCUACUGAGCUCACCGCAUACAAGGAGGAAACCAACACCAUCGCUAAGUCCGAUCUGCUCCAGUGUCUCCAGUACCAGUUUUAUCAGAUCCCAGGGACCUGCCUGCUCCCAGAGGUGACAGAAGAAGAUCAAGGAAGGAUAUGUGUGGUCAUUGACCUGGAUGAAACCCUUGUACAUAGCUCUUUUAAGCCAAUCAACAAUGCUGACUUCAUAGUGCCUGUAGAGAUUGAGGGGACCACUCACCAGGUAUAUGUGCUCAAGAGGCCUUAUGUGGACGAGUUCUUGAGACGAAUGGGGGAACUCUUCGAAUGUGUCCUCUUCACUGCCAGCCUGGCCAAGUAUGCUGACCCAGUGACAGAUCUGUUGGACCGGUGUGGGGUGUUCCGGGCCCGCCUGUUCCGUGAGUCCUGUGUAUUCCACCAGGGCUGCUAUGUCAAGGACCUCAGCCGUCUGGGAAGAGACCUGAGGAAAACCCUCAUCCUGGACAACUCACCUGCUUCUUAUAUCUUCCACCCGGAGAAUGCAGUGCCUGUGCAGUCUUGGUUUGAUGACAUGGCAGAUACUGAGUUGCUGAACCUGAUCCCAAUCUUUGAAGAGUUGAGCGGAGCAGAGGAUGUCUACACCAGCCUUGGGCAGCUGCGGGCCCCUUAGCCUUCCCAGCUUCCAAGCAACAACCAUCCCAGUAGGGGACUUUGCUACAUUGUGCCUUUAUGAUCAGCCAGAGUGAAAGCUGCAGUGCCUCGUCAGAUGAGGCCUGGACAUAGUGACCGGUGGCUGGAAAGAGCUUUAGGACAGGUUUGGUGCCAAGUGGGUAGAUAGCAGACCAACAAUAGCCAGAGAUGGGUACCUGCUCCCUGAGUUGGGUUCCCGAGAUUUGUGUGUGAAUGUGUAUAUGUGUGUGUGUUUGUGUGUGUGAGUGAGAGAGAGAGAGAGACUUGCCUUGAACUAUGGCCAAGGGAUAUAGUUUUUCAGGUUGGAAGUGGAAAGGUCAAGACUUUCCCCAAGGUAGUUCAUCUCCUCUUCAGUCACCCUAAGAGCCACUAAGUUUUGUAGGGAUGAAGACUAUUGAAGGCUCCAUUGCCAAACCCAUGGCCUUUCCUCAGUGUUGUAAGACUUAUGCCAAGGAGAAAGGGUCAGAGGCUGCCUUCAGGCACCCAAGGCACAUCCCUUUCUGAAGCCUUUCUCCAGCCAUCUGCUACAGACAGAGACACUUCUGGGAAGAUGAGAACUUGUUUCCAGAACAAAUACUCCAGUGGCCAUGGGGUUCCACGGCCCAAGAGCUGCACUUGCUUAUAGCCAAGUGCCUAGCAUGGGCCCUUUCUGUGUCUCCUCAGUGGCUGAGACCAGGCCUGCCUUCCUCACCACCUAGCCAUAGUCAUGAAUCUGUGGGGAAGGAGGUCUUCUCUUUGCCUUGGAUGAGGACACGACUGAUUUCCGUUCUUUGGACUCUGUUUUAAACUUCUCUUUCUAAAC
Orycteropus afer afer is the source of this 1914-nucleotide messenger RNA. RefSeq names its product CTD small phosphatase 2 (gene CTDSP2). NCBI's taxonomy places the organism in Eukaryota, Metazoa, Chordata, Mammalia, Tubulidentata, Orycteropodidae. The record is from RefSeq and is a predicted model, not a curated record. Gene Ontology annotation, molecular function: RNA polymerase II CTD heptapeptide repeat phosphatase activity.